AUGCCGCCCCUGAUCUCUCGAGGUCUGGACCUUGUGAACGGAUACAGCGUUGAAUAUAUGCACUGCGUACUACAAGGUGUUGCAAAGCAGCUGACGGAAACAAUUCUAUCAAGUUCGAACUCUGAUCAGCCUUUCUAUUCUGGUGCACCAUCAGCACUUUCCCGAAUAGAUCUGCGGCUGCUGUCCAUCAAGCCACCUCACUGCAUCACACGACUGCCACGGUCCAUUCAAGAGAGAAGCCAUUGGAAGGCAUCUGAAUGGAGGCACUGGCUCCUUUUCUAUGCUUUGCCUUGCCUUAAUGAGAUUCUUCCUCAAAAGUACUGGAGGCACCUCUCCAAGCUUUGCGAGGCUAUAUAUAUGCUGCUUCAAGAGGAACUUACCAGUUUCGAAAUUCACAAAGCCGAGUCUCUUCUGAGGAACUUCGUGUCGAGGUGCGAGGCAUUAUAUGGUGUGACAUUCAUGACGUAUAAUGUCCAUGCACUCCUCCACCUUGGAAACUGCGCCCGCUCUCUUGGGCCCCUUUGGGCACAUUCUGCCUUCGUGUUUGAAGGGGGAAAUGGAUACAUCGUGUGGCAGAUUUCUGCAGCAAAGGGCCUUCCAGACCAAAUUAUAGAGCGAAUCAUCAUGUUUCAGCAGCUACAGUGUGUACUUCAAAGGCAACUUCUACUUUCUGAAGAAAAAAGGUUGUGCAAUGGUUUCCUUGGAUAUGCACCGGUAAAAAAUUUUUGCCGUGUUGAUGGCCUAUCGCUCUUGGGCAUAGGUAAAAACACAGUGCUAAGUGCUGAAGAGCAAGAUGCAGUGUAUUAUCGGUGUGAAGUGGCUGUGUCCUCUGCUGUGGAAUAUGAGCGGUUUGUACAAAAUAAGCAAGUUUUCCACAGCACUAGAUUCAGAAGACCAUCAAAAUCGGAUACAACCUUUGUGCGUACAGACGCUGGGUGCUAUGCACGAAUUGAGAAGAUAGUUGUGCUUGAAGAGACAGGCCGCUGCGUUGUCAUCUGCAGACCUGUGAUCAUAGCAGACAUUCGUGCCAUUCCUCCUCACAUAAAGGAGUGCUUCCUUUCAUGUGAUGGAACACGCAAUGCGUUCUUCCCUGAAGAAAUUCUUGACAGCUGUUUGUGCAUAGACUUUGUGCAAGAAGAUAAGAUGCUCAUUUGUGACCUCCCAAACAAGGUCGAAAGGGAUUAA
This is a messenger RNA of Dermacentor andersoni, 1185 nucleotides long. Lineage: Eukaryota; Metazoa; Arthropoda; Arachnida; Ixodida; Ixodidae. The record is from RefSeq and is a predicted model, not a curated record.